Bicyclus anynana (squinting bush brown) is the source of this 11079-nucleotide messenger RNA. Its product is annotated as glucocorticoid-induced transcript 1 protein-like. The transcript is spliced from 7 exons. Lineage: Eukaryota; Metazoa; Arthropoda; Insecta; Lepidoptera; Nymphalidae. The record is from RefSeq and is a predicted model, not a curated record. The coding region runs from base 480 to 1586 and encodes 368 amino acids.
CACAGACAAUCUGUCAUGGCGGAGUAAUCAGCUGUUAAUUGCAAUGCCGACGAGUAGAAAUAAAUUGUUUCAUUUUCAUCACUAAUGCACAAUUUUCUUCUUGUUUUUAAUUUCAUUUCAUUUCAUAGAAAGUGAUUUUUCAUCGAAAGUUUAUUUUUAAACAGUAAAAGAAUGGCGCGAUCUCCCAUGUCAUCUGUCAGUUUUAUUCAUUCAUCCAUUAGAGUGCAGAAAAAAAUGUGACUUGUUUGUUAAAUUCUGUUCUAUCCACUACUACGUGCUAGAUGAAGAUUAAAUGCAACCGAUUUAUGUUUACUUGUAGUUUUUCGAACUCGCCGAUGCCAGUGAUGUGUAGUGUAAUCUUAUGUAUACGUACGUAGCGCAGUCUUUUCUAUGGCCUAACAAAAUCCUUCUACAAAGAGCCAGUGCGGCGUCGUCGGUUUACGCUUUAUGUUAUUUUAUUGGACAUCGGUGGUUAGCUUAUGUGUUAUAGUUGGUGCAAGAGGUGUUUGUUUUUGAGUGAUAGUAGCGUGUGGGGGUGGAAAAUGUCGGGCCGUGUACGAAAACAGUCGGAUUGCCCAGUGGGGAAGCAGGGGCCUAUGAGGGCGACACUGCCGGUGUCGUCGGUGAUGAAAGGCGGUGGUCUGAAGAAGAACGCCGCCAACAGUCCAACACUGUCGCCGACCAACGUGUGGCGGCGGAUAUCGCCCGAUCACGCGCUCUCCGGACAGAGGAGCCCUGGCGCUGUCAACUACAAAGGAAAAGGACGCUUUAGCUCUAAUGUUAUCAGACGCACAGCCUCUCUAGACACUCUUUAUCAUAAAGGGCAAUGGCCGAGGGAUUACUACCUUCACGCAGGACAGUUACAAGUUGAUAAAUCUACACAAACUGAUGAGGGUGGCGGAGUAUCAGGUCGGUCUUCUAGGGGCUCUGAUGAUGACAAACUAGAUCGUUUCCUUAGGAGCCGUCUCCAAAGACCACACAAACCGUCAGCAUCUGGAGAUUAUUCCUCACAUUCAAUGAGUCCUGGUUUCUGGUCUCGUUUUGGCACAGGCAGCGUGCCUCUAAGGGCAGCACGAUCAUCAGUAGAAGGUCUCAAUCAAGAGAUAGAAAAACUCGUCCUCUACCCCGCCAGUGGCACACAGACACCGCAUAUUGAUCGGCUAAGAGAUAAGGUCACGCCUGAAGGUCACCGCGCGCCGCUCGCCGAGCUCCUGAGACGUUCAGUCAACACACAAACCCCGCACGACCUCUGUCACACAGCACACUCGUCAGGCGGAAGUGUCUGCUCCUCACCGGAUCUCGACGGCUCAAAACUUGGGACUUCACCACAAAUAAACCGAUUCCUAGCCCGCGAGCCUCCAGAUGGUUGUGAAAAAGUAAACCUGAAAGCGGGCGACGGCGCGUACGUGGAGCCGAUGGUGAUGAAGCCGACGGUGCCCGCGUUCACCUUGCGGCCGUCGCUAGGCUCCGCCUUCCAGCCGCUGCAGCCCGCGCCCGCCUCGCCGCACGCACCGCACGCGCCGCACGGCUCGCCGCACGCGCCGCACGCGCUGCCGCACCCCGCGCCGCACGCUUCGCCGCACUGACGAGACGAGCGCCGGGGGGCCGAUGUCACUCGACGACGCAAUAGGGUAUUUGACAUUUUCCUACAAUGUUUCAGGUGUUAAGUUUGUUGCGUUCGCAACCUUUUGUUAGUCGUCGCGAAAGUUGAAUUUGUAGUUAUGUACAAAAUUAAAUGAUGCGAUAAAACGACUACAAUUCAACUAUCGAGACGCGUUAAGCCCCCAUUUUUUAUAAUAAUUAUCCCUAAGUUACCUACACACCGCGACAGUUGAAAAUUUUGAAGCUUGUUGGCAAUGAACGUAUGUUAAAUGGCAUGAAUAAAAUACGUUACAGUUGUACAAUUUUUAUAUUUGUUAGUAAAAACAACUUAUUGCGAACUAAUAACGAUGCAGUAGCCCUCGCACGAGAGUUUUUUUAACGGACGUUAAAAAGGCGUUGAAAUUUAGUAUGAAGUUUAAUGAAGAUCUAUUUCCAACGCCCAAAAUUGAAAAUGCAACACUGCUCGAAAAAAAGCGUCGUGUUUUAAAAUAUGCUGUCGUGUGAACAUAUACUUGCCAAUGCAUUUGUUGUAUUUGAACGCUUUUUUAACGUCCGUUAUAAAACUCUCGUGCGAAUGAAGGCUUAGAGCCGGUACCCAAAGGUCGCACCGGAUUUUAAUCUGAUGUCCCAGAAGCUUAGCGGUUUUUAUUUUAUUGACGGCCUUCGUGGCGCAGUGGGUUUACAAGUGGUUCUGGGUUCGAUCCCCGGCUGGGCCAAUUGAGAUUUUUUUAAUUGGUCCAGGUCUGGCUGGUGGGUGGCUUCGGCCGUGGCUAGUUACCACCCUACCGGCAAAAACGUACCACCAAACGAUUUAGCGUUCCGGUACGAUGUCGUGUAGAAACCGAGAGUUGUGUGGAUUUUCAUCCUCCUCCUAACAAGUUAGCCAGCUUCCGUCUUAGACUGCAUUAUUUACCAUCAGCUGAGUUUGUAGGCCUAAUUUGUAAAAAAUAAAAAAAAACAUGUAAAAUUUUGUGCCAUUAGAAUGUCCGAUUAAAAUUUAUAAUAUCAUCAAGGCAAGACAGCGGUGCCUGCAACGCGAGCGGAUGUUGGUAGUGAAAAAAAUAACAAAAUAUGGUUAUUUGUUCGACUUGACGGUCUCUUGGAAGAAAGAAAGUUUAAUAUUUUGUAGCCUGACUCAGGAAACGAACCCACGUCCUCAUGAUUCCAAGCUAUGAUUAGCUAAGACAAAAUGGGUUAUUCAAUGACUGAAAUAUCGCUGAAAAUAAUAUAUUAAAAUAAAAAAACAUACAUAAAGCCGAACGUAGAACCUCCUCGUUUUUGGAUGUCGGUUAAAAAUACAUAAAGCCGAUCAUAGAACCUCCUCGUAUGCGCGGGUACAUCGGCGUGACUUAUAAAAGUUGUAAAACUGUAAAGUAAACAGCUUGCAAGUUGAACUCUGCGCAGUAACACAUUUUUGGGUGUUAGUCAACGAUAUUUUAUACAAUAGAUAUGUUACGUGCGUACAAAUCACCGCAAAAAGUGAUCAGAAUUUAGCUACUCCACUGAACGCAUAAAUGCAUAAUUUUGUGAUAACUUACGUUAUAUACUUAUACAUACGUAUAUAAUAUAUAACCCCUCUCAUUCGGAGAGUGGUUGUUAAUGAAAUUAUGAUGAAUUCUGCUAAGUAACUUUCGUUGUUUACUAUGAGACUAUAUGAAAUUACGCCAAACUGGGUGACUUUAUUCGUUUAGCAUUUGUGCACCCAGUGGACCAGCUGAACAGCUGAACCAGUUGGAACCUCUUGUAUAUACGUAACAUAUCUUAUAGUAUAAAAUCAUUAACCUGCGCAAACAAUUGUCUUUUGGUUCAACUUGCCGGGGUUUAUACUUCGCCAAUACAAAUACAUCACGCCCAACUUUCGCGGUGCGUACAUUUUUAAUUUUAGACAUUAAUUUUAGCCAUUGUACUUCAUUUGGUCCCGUAUUUUUGAAAAUGUCAAAUACCCUAUUGUAAUAUAAAAGUCGGCAGACAUUGAAUAUUGGUCACACUGGACCCAUAAACAUCACAUUUCACCCCCGAUUUGUAAUCAAAAAGGAAAUCAAACAAAGAUUGGACACAAAAUUUAUGUACAGACAACAAUCCAUCCACUUUUAUAAUAGACACAAAAUACAUUUCACUAUAUCGUAUAUCAUAAAAUAUCUGUAUUACAUGUACGUAUGUAUAUCUAUAAAUAUAUAGAUGAAUGUGUUGGGACAUUGAAAAGCUCUGAGUUUAUUUGGAAACAAACAAUUGAAACUUUUGUGAAAACCAACUUAUAUUGAAUAUUCAUUCGGUUUCAUUGGGUAUCUCAAAUGUAAUCUAUGCAACAGUGAAAACAAAACUCUUUUUUUCCAUUGAUUAAUAGUCUAAUCUAGUACCAUACUCGUGUAUUCUUACGAAUAAGGAAAUUAGUAAUGAAGAUUCUUUUAUGUGUUGUAUUCCAACAACCUCUAAUAAUAACGCCAAUGCUCCUUUCUAUUGCCUUUUGAGAUUUUGUUUCCUCUACCACUUACAUAUUGUCGAGUCAAGAGUUGAAUAGGCACCUUAAACCUAAAUAUGAAAGUGUGUUUAACCAUAGGCUACAUCCAUUGACCUCAUAAAAUAAAAAGACGCACAAUAAUGUAGAAAAUUUCACUUAAAAACUCCCCAAUUUUGCUUUGACUUAUUGGUAAAGAAAAUUAUACCUGAAGGCCUUUAAAUAUAUCCAAUAUUUAAUAAAAUCCCAAAUUCAGAGCUAAUUCAACCCUCAAUUCAAGUAGUCACAUUUGCUAAUUCAACCUUAGAAUUAGCAAAUGCGACUACUUGUAUUAAGUGCCAAGAAGUUGUGUUUGGCACUCAUUGAGUGGGGACGUUUUUUGGUCGCUGAUUGUGCAUUCACUUUUUACUAGGACAUCGAUGGCUACAUCUUGUAAAUCAUCAUAUCAGCCGAUGGACGUCCACUGCAAGACAUAGGCCUAUUAUAGUGACUUUUCAAACAUCACGAUUCUGAGCCUGCAUCCAGCAAAUCCCUGCGACUAGCUUGAUGUCGUCAGUCCUGGUGGGGGGUCGACAAACACUGCGAUUUCUAGUGCGGGGUCGCCACUUCAGUACCUUGGAACUCCCUAACGUUCAUCGGCUCUUUGAACUAUAUGCCCAGCCCAUUGCCUUUAGGUUCGCGACUCGUUGAGCUAGAUCGGUGACUUUGAUUCUUCUGCGGAUCUCGUAAUUUCUGAUUCGAUUACACUUUAUCAAAAUUAAAUGCUUGUAUUUAACUUCACUAUAAAAUAUAUUCAAAAUGAACUUUUUAAAGAAAACUGUUACAAUAAUAUUGUUUUUUUACUCGACUGAGCGUGUUAGGAGCGUUGACGUGAGAUAUAGUUGAGGCUAAAUAUGGUAUUUGUUAUUACAUAUUUUAUUAUCUUGCCAAAUUGUCUAUGACACCACUUCUUGUACAUUUCUUUAUUCGUAGGUUAUACCCAGUAUUAAUUGAUUUGGUCUAUAACAGCUGAGAGUUCGUGUACGAAUAUUCUGUUGCUUAUACUACCUUGUAAAUUGACUUUUGCAAAUGUAAGCCCUUGCUAUUAAGUCAACAGUAUACAUUACUACCACUUUUAUAACUUACAUAGACAAUUACGUUUUUUUGUUAUUAUGAUGGUUCAAAGAUGGCUUUAAUGACCUAUUACCCUUAAUUGCACACAGAAACGAUUGCAAACACCAGUUAAACACACUGACUUUAAUUGAUAUUAAUGUCAAAAGAUUUAAAAUCCAUUUACAAGCUAGUUAUAAAAGUGAUAUUAAUGUAUAAUAUGUCUAGUUAUCAUAUAACGGAUUAUUUUGAAUCACAUCUCGAUUACCACAUAAAGAAAGAGAGAAUAUUAAAUACAAUGUCUAAUAUUUAUCAUAAGAUAUAUGUGAAUUAUUUUUAUCUGGCACCAUAAUACAUUCUUACUCUGUGCUUGUGUUGUCUAUGAAUUUCACGGACAGUGUGUUGAUGUUUUAAACUAAAGAGUUGUUCCUCGACGCAAUGAACCCUCAGUUUAUACACACAAACACAUUUUGGUCUAUCAUUUCAACACUACAUUCAAAAUAAACAGACUUCCGGAAAAGAUUGACUUUUUUGUGGCCUAUCUUAAACAAUACAAGCAUAUUUGUUGAAUGUGUUGACUUGCCAGUUAGAUAUAGUUGUAUAUAUACAACUUAAAUCAAUCUGGAUAAUUGUAGAAGUGUAAUUAAUAAGCUAUAUAUUGAUGAAAAAAUUGCACAAAUAUAGCAUUGAACAAAAACAUGAAUAUUUCUCAGAGAACCUUUAAAAGUUAGUUAGUAAAGCAUAAUGAAUAAAUAAUAAAUGUUUGUUUUUAACUCAAACGAGGCGGAUACCUUUUUUGAUAGUGAAUUUCAAAAUUUUAUAGAAUUUAUGAGAGUAUAAAAGAAAAAAUACAUACUAUGUUCAAUGUUCAUAGUAUAAAAAAUUAAAUUGUAUCCAAGUAUCUGUACUUUGAAUAUAACCAUAAAUUAAAUUAAAUGUUUUCGUUAGAUAUAACUUUAGUGGUACUUCGCAACAUUUGCGAGUAAUUUUAGUAAAUUAAAUUUAACCCCAUAUUAUGUACAUUUUCAUCAACAUAAUAAAUAUGUAAUUUGUGGAAAAGAUCGAUGUUAAAGAAAGUUAAUUGUUCUCAAAUCUCAUAGAACUACCAAAAUUUUAAACAGUAGUGACAAUAAUGAAUUGUAUUUGUAAGUAAAAGUUUGUGUAGUUUCAAAAUAAUGAAAUCAUGCUUGAUAAUUUUCGUGGUCACUUAUAUGAAUGAAUAGUAUUUUUAUUUACAGAUAAACCAAAGUAAAAAGUAACCCGCAAUAAAUAAAUUUCGCAUCGUGACAUUUUGUAUUCAGAUUUCUUUUAAUGUGAGAUGGAUACGAACUAUAUCAAUGAAACUUGAAUAUAUGUGAGAUUUACUUACAAAAAUCUCAUGUUAAACUUUACAUGCUAUUUAAAUUAUGUGCUUGGCGUUUUUUUUUUUCAUUUUAUGUAUUGAAAUUAGAACUUAUUUUGAUGAUAUCUAUAUCUUAACUGAAUAAUCUACAUGCAUUUGUUUAUUAGGAACAAAGUUAUUUUAUUUAAAUGUACAAUAAAUUUAAUUAUAAGUGAAGUUUCAUGUGAUUACAAAUAUCUAUCUUGCUGAAGCACAUUAUUUAAAUUGUAGUGUUAAUAUACAUAUUUUGUGUAUAUAUUUUAAACUGAAAUGAGGCAUUUUACUAAACACUGCUAUAUAACAUAAUAUUACGAAUGUUAUAUAGCAGUGUUUACAAAAAUGGAUGUGUUAUGGAAAAUUUCAAUGAUAUGUUACCUAAAAACUACAAAUAGACACGGAUAGACUGGAUUACAAAUUUGAUCUCAAAUAUCGUUUAAAUCUUGUACAUAAACUCAUAUACACAUUUGUAUAAUAAUAGUAUCUCCGAGUAUUAAAUAUUUGUUUUUUUUUACAUUCAAUUUGUAAAGUUUGCUGAAUGGAAUCCGAAUGUAAUUUUUUUUUUAUAUUUGGUGAUAAAUAAACUUGGACCAAAAUUCUCAAGGGCUAGAGUAUCCGAGAUAGUGAUGAAAGCCGUGGACUCGUGGUACGCUGUUUUUCUAAUGAAGAUAGCUUUAAAUUAAAAGGGAUUUGACAAGAAAACGUGGAAGAUGAUAGACUGAUUUUUUAAAUCUUUACUCAUGCUUUGGUACAGGUAUCUUGACAAUGAUUAUAUAAUAAAUAUAAAUAUAUAUAUAUUAUAUAUACUCGAGAGCAUGCGCGCCAUUUUCUUUCACGCUUGGUGUUAGGCGUAUUACACACACGCGGGCUGGUAAUAACACGAAUAAUAUUGCCAGUGUGUAAACGUGUGUAGCACGCCUAAGUGUGAACAUAUGCCAACAAAUAUAUUACCACGCGAUAUGUAAUAAAUAAAUGAAAGUUUUGCUUGUACAUUAAGAGUAUAUAUACAGUACAGAGAGUUGUUUACAUUUUGUUGAGAAAUGCGUCGGUCAGGUAUCUGUACUGGGUGCAACACAACGGACAGACACGGUACUCGUUUUAUAUCAUUGGAUAGGAAAGUAUGGACCAUGCCAAUUGGAUCUCUCAUUUUGGCCAAAACGCAUUUCUAUCAUCGAGACUGAUAAUGUAGAAUGUUGAAAACAUAGUUAGAUCUGUUCUAUUAUUUUUUAAAGUUUUGUAAAUUUCGACGGCGAAGUAUAUAAUUAUAUAUUUUUGGGACGGCUCACCUUUGGAAUAUAGAGUAUUUUAAAUCUUGUCAUUGCUCAAAUCAAAAUUUUUAUUAGGAGCCACACUUAUGAUAUAAUAUGCCGAAUUUGAUGUGUAAAAACAUUGUGAUUGUAAUAUCGAGUUGCUGAUAUCUAUAAUAUGUGUAUUAUAAUUUUGUAUAAUUAUGUGUACGGAUUAUUAUUUAACAAAUGAAUGUGAUAUAUAAGUGAAUAUAGGUCGUAGCUUGACAACCUGGGUUACUGCGACGCUGACGUGUAUCUAAUAUACACCGUGCUAGUUUUACUGUCUGUAAGCCGCCCGACAGUUAUUAGUCCAAUACAAGAAACCCCUUAACAAUAUUAAAAAUGACCUCAAGCUAAUUCACAACCUAGCGAAAAAAAAAACAAUUUAUUAAUGAAAAAAUUUAUUUAUACCUUAUGUUUAUAUGGACAUUAAACAUCCUGUAAAAUUCUGUUUCGUAAGUAUGAAGUCAUUGAACUUUGACCUAGUAAGUGAAUGACCUCAAAGGGACCUACGAGCCGCAUAACGGCAUCGCGACGGAUAGGUAGGUGUUUGAAAAUACAGGAUGUUUUAAAAUAAUCGAUUUUUGAACGUUGGUGACAAUCGUAACUCCUUGAAUUAUACUUUGUUUUUUUUAUAGGACGAAGUUAUAUCGGUUUUAGACGAAGGAAACUUCACGGUGUAUUUGUAGUGCGACACAAAGCAGGCAGUGGCCGAGUGUUGUGAAGUGUUACCGAAGGUGCUGCGGAGUGAUUUAGUGUAAGGUGGUGGAGGUUUGAGCUGGCUUGUGUCAAGGGAGGGCGUUGAAUAUCUUUUGGACUCGAGGUAACUUGAUGGCAGUUUUUUUUUUUUGAUUAUAUUAAUAUGUGUACGUGACGAUCGAUAAGAAUUUUGACUGUGUACAAAUAAUUUCAUAUAAUAUGUAUAUAUAUUUUUUUUAUUUCAUGUAUGUAGAUACCUACAUUAAAAAUUUAUUCGGUAGUAUUAUAUGAAACCAAUAAAACUCAUCUAUGAUUUCACAAUCAUUAGUGGUAAAUAUUGUAAUGAUAUAAUAGUAAUAUACGCUGCGCAAAAAAAAAACUAAUGAAAUUCAUUUAAAUAUGGAAAUACAAAGCCGAGCCAGUAUUUAAAAACCGGAUUACUGUGUAGAUUUCUCUCAUAAGUGCAAUAUCUAGCUGUAAUGUUGACAAAUAUUCUAGCGAACCGUAUGUAUGUCGUAAAUCUGUGAGUUUAUUUCGUCUCCUCCGAACGAACUGUUUAUUUUGGUUGCACACAUAUAUACGUUGCGCACACGUACACGCUUUUUGUCUUUGACAUCACAAUCUCUGGUUAAGGAAUACUCUAAGCAGUUGAACUAAAUAUUUAUCAAGAGAAAGUAUACCUACUUAAUUGAAGGAAAUUAUUUUUGUUAAAUGUGAUUUAUCUGUCUAUGAAUUACGUCACGAUUUUUAUGAUUUUUACUUAUCAAUUAUUAACCAAGAUAUUUUUUAUCCAAUCAUAAAGCAUAAUAGUUGGCAUCCAAAUAAAGAAUCUUUGCAUGUCUAAUAAUCAUGAUUAUGUCAAACAACAAUGUAAAUGUAAUCAGCAUCUUUUUUUUUGUCCAAUCGCGAUGCACCCUGUUUACGAUCAAACAUUUACAAAUUGUCUAGCAGCACUUGUUUAAGAUAUUUUUGAUAAGAAUUUUUCGCUAUUUUCGCUAUAAAUAAAAUUAAAAAUUGGGAUCCUUAUUUUCAUGACAUCCCAUACUUUGUCAUACUUCGUCAAUUCGUUCAUUAACUUGUGACGUAAUUUAUAGAUGGCCCUUAGGUAGACGUAAUUAAAUAUUACGUAUAAACAUUCUCUGAAUUAUUUGCGACUUAGUUUUACUUCUGGUAUAGACGGUGCGCUAUCGACUGAGUCGCGAGUCGAAAUUAUGGCCCGACAACUCAGUUGAUAACACGUCUAUAAAGUCGGUAACAGAGCGUGUACGUUUGCGUAGCGCCGUAAACAAUUGUACAGUUUUUGUAAUGAUCGUAAGCUUUAUAUUCGCAUCGCUUCCUGUUAGCUUCCGUGAUGUUGAUAGACACCCUGUGGUACCCCGAAACAUAUGCUUUAUAGGCCGUACAGACUAAUAUAGUAUUUUAGUCGAGUACGAACAAUUUUUGGGCGGUAUAUCCAAAAAUUGUUCGUACUCGACUAAAAUACUAAAGUAGUCCGAACUAGGCCUUAGUGACGUACGACUUCGAUUUAUUAGAUUUAUGUCACAGGUCCAGGUUGUACUUUAGGAUUUAUCUUUCCCUAUGUCGUUACCUAAUUUAAGAUUUAGUAAAUUUAGGUGACCCUAAACGUUAGCUGUUAAUAAAUGUGUGCUAUACAACGGUACCCUUGCCGAUUAAUUUUAUGUAAGAGCUUUCUGCAUAGAGUUGUUUCCAUAUCCCAUUAUAAUAUACGUAGGUAUGUCAUGUUGUAAGAGCCUAAUAGAAUGAGCAAUGUUUUUUAACCUAGUUCCAUACCCAGCAAUUGGUCUCCUAUUAAAACAAUGAAGGUACAAUACCCAAGUAUAACUGGGUGAUAUUACGAGAAAAUAGUUUACUUUUUACAUUCUUCGAAUAAUUAUGUAAAUCAUAUUCGCAAAUGAAACAACUUUGUGUAGAAUUAUUAAUGUUUUUUAAAGUACAUAAAGAUAUUUUUGUAUGUUCAGGGUAGGCGUCGUGCGAGAUGAUGAUGUAACAUAAAAAAAAAAUAAAAAUUGCUAGAACCUUAGAUUUGAUAGUUCUUUUUUAUAGAUGGUUAAUAUUAUUUUAAAGUUUGCUUUUAGAUGAUUAAUAAGUUUCUAAUUUUUAUUACGAUAUUAGAUUAAAUACUAACAUAAAACUAAACCAAAAGUGCCCAUUGAGAUAAGUUUAUAAACGAGCAAGCCUUUUGUUCAGCAUUUUGUUAAAGUAUAAAUGUUUAGGCGACUUUAAAAAAUUAGUAAUUAAGGAAAUUAUGCGAGGAUUGUUGAGUUUUAGUUUUCUAAAAUUGUUGAGGUUUAUUGAAAAAAAAUUCUUUUAUUUUUUUACACACAAUGUUCAACAGAAGGCUUGUUUAUAGGAGGCAUUAAUAAUUAACAUCAAUAAUAAUAGUAUCGAUUUUAAGUAAUGAUAAGAAUGGUUUUAUUAUAGUUUUGUUUCAAAGAAGAAAUUCUAAUUACUAUUUGUGUUUCCAAUAUUUUAUCACUUUUACCUGUUUUCAUUGUAAUGUAUCUUGCUGUAUUGCAGACAUAUCCAAUAUACAGACUGAUUUAAAA